AUGGCAAAGUGUGUUGUGUCGGGGUUCCGAAAUUCCAAAACUCUCUCGCUCUCUCUCUCUCUCUCUCUGUCCACAAUUAUACAUUGUUGUUCAUGCCUUGGUGUUUACCCCUGUCCAGAACUUAAUGAAUGCGAAAAACUGAAUUUUACAUGCAGCAGUGAUGCUCACUGUACUAAUCAGACUGGGACAUUCUCAUGUGUUUGCAAGCCUGGAUUUACUGGAGAUGGAUUUUCCUGUACAGAACUUAAUGAAUGCGAAAAACUGAAUUUUACAUGCAGCAGUGAUGCUCACUGUACUAAUCAGACUGGGACAUUCUCAUGUGUUUGCAAGCCUGGAUUUACUGGACAUGGAUUUUCCUGUACAGAUAUUGAUGAAUGCGCUGGGCCCACGAGCGGCAACUGCAGUCUGACAUCAACGUCAUGCUCCAACACUCCCGGCUCCUUCGCGUGCUGUAGUCCUGGCUACCAACCAUUCCAAUCAGCUUGCGCCAGAGAGUACGGAGGCAAUCUUCUCAUACUUGAUCCAGUCAAUUAUCCGGCAAUGAGUUUUUCCAGGGCCGCUUCAUUAUGUUCUCAGCUAGGGUUAGCGAUACCAAGUAGAACGAAGGAAAAAGAUAUGAUUGUCCAGGCAGCCAAGAAUUCGAAUAUCAGUGACUUUGUGUGGUUCCGGAUGUUUGCCGAGCCAUUCGGGCUGAGACGGGUAUUCCUUGACCAAGGUACUGCGUCCCGCGAAGAUUUGCAUAAUGUUGCCUGUGCAAGUGAUUUAACCAUGUUCGAAUAG
Molecule: messenger RNA, 780 nt
Organism: Sycon ciliatum
Lineage: Eukaryota; Metazoa; Porifera; Calcarea; Leucosolenida; Sycettidae
Product: EGF-containing fibulin-like extracellular matrix protein 1
Exons: 6
Coding region: 1-780 (259 amino acids)
Molecular function (GO): calcium ion binding
Source: RefSeq, a predicted model, not a curated record